ACGGGCGCGUGGUGGAAAGACCGGCAUCACUCCACUACUAUCUUCUGCAGAAGGAACACGCGGAUCGCGCUCGCAGGAACACAUUUCUCUAAGAACUUGACCACUGCAGGAGAAUCCAUCUAAGAAAAUGACCAACGAUUCAAAGGGAGAAUACCGAGGGGUCGAGAUGUCGGACAAGGCUGCCCCCAAAGAAGACGAAGAUGCCAUCUGCUUGAAGCCUAAGAUGGGCCUGCUGAAUGGCGUGACGGUGAUCGUAGGCAGCAUCAUCGGUUCGGGGAUCUUCGUGUCCCCGAAAGGGGUCUUGCUGGGGACAGGCAGCGUGGGGCUGUCCCUGGUGGUAUGGGUGGCUUCCGGUGUCUUCUCUAUGAUCGGCGCCUUCUGCUAUGCGGAGCUGGGAUGCAUGAUCACCAAGAGCGGGGCGGACUAUGCGUACAUCAUGGAGUCAUUUGGACCCUUCGUGGCCUUCAUCCGUUUGUGGGUGGAAUGCAUGAUCGUACGCCCCUGCUCACAAGCAGUAGUUGCCCUCACCUUUUCUUUCUAUGUCCUCAGGCCCAUGUUCCCGGAUUGCGAGCCCCCGGAUUCAGCGGUCCGUUUCCUUGCCUUCCUCUGCAUAUGCAUCUUGACAUUUGUGAACUGCUGGGACGUGAAAUGGUCCAUGAAUGUGCAGAACGUGUUUACUUUUGCUAAGCUGGUUGCCCUCGUCAUCAUUAUUCUCACAGGCGUCGUGCAACUGUGCUAUGGGCAGACCCAACACUUCAACUUCGAGGGAUCAGAAACGGACGUAACUAAGAUAGCGCUUUCAUUCUACUCGGGUCUCUUCGCCUAUAACGGAUGGAAUUACCUGAAUUUUGUGAUCGAAGAACUUAAAAAUCCUCAUGUCAACCUUCCUAGAGCCAUCUUCAUCUCCUGCAUCCUGGUGACUGUGGUGUACACUUUUACCGUGGUGGCUUUCCACACUACUCUUUCCGUUGCCGAAGUGCUGGGGGCAGAAGCAGUAGCUGUGACGUUCGCCGACAGCUUGUACGGCAGUAUGGCGUGGGUGAUGCCUGUUUUCGUGGCCAUGUCCACCUACGGAGGAGUCAACGGAAUUCUUUUCACCUCAUCCAGGUUGUUUUAUGCGGGCGCGGAGCAAGGCCAGAUGCCUCGUAUCCUGUCCAUGAUCCAGGUGAAACACUUGACGCCGGCGCCAGCUGUCAUCGCCAUGGCCUUGCUGUCAAUACUGUACUUGUGCUCGAGCGACAUCUAUGCACUGAUUAACUACGUAGGAUUUGCCACAUGGCUGGCCAUUGGAUUGGCCGUCGCCUGUCUGCCUUAUCUCAGAUGGAAACAGCCGCAUCUCGCCAGACCGAUUAAGGUGAACUUGUUCUUCCCCAUUAUCUACAUUAUCGCCACUAUCUUCAUCACCGUUGUGCCCAUGAUGGCUGAUCCCGUGGGAACAGGCUUUGGAGCUCUAAUCAUCGCAACGGGUGUCCCUGUCUAUUUGAUCUUCAUCUAUUGGGAAAACAAACCCAAAGCUAUCAGGCACGCAAUCGAUGGAGCCACUCGAACGCUGCAAAAGUUGUUGGUGGUUGUUCCUUCAGAGAAAACUAUGUGAAAGUAGCUCAACGUUAUUAGCUAUUUAAAUAAUGAAAGACAUUUUUAAAAAAUUAAAGACUGUUUGGUAAUUUUUUAUGGCUCUGAAAAAAAGAAAGCAUCAUGCCGCAUUAAAUUUCUUUUAAUUGCUCUCUACUGUUUUCUAGAUUUUUUUUUUUAAUUCAUAAGACUGAUUUGACUAUUGCAAUAUGAAUUCAAAUAUAAGUAUACAAAAGUUUGCCACAAAAUUUAUGCUGGCAGCCUAUUUUUUUAUCUUGUCUGUUUUACAUUUCAUGCUUUCUGUUUGACAAGUAUAUUAAAUGCCACUCAUUCAAGUGAGGUUAUGUAGGAAAAUGAACUCUUUACAUUUUAUUUGUACGGCCUCUAUUAAUUAUAAAGUGUGUGUUGAUGAGUAUUUUUAAUGCAUCAAGGAUAUUUAUAUGAUUGGAUUAUUUUUCAAACAGUGAAAAACAUGCUGUUAACCAAAUUUAUGUUAAAUAUAUUUUUAUUUAUUUAUUUUCUGCCUUAAUACAAAAUUCAUUUAGUUUCAACUUAUAUUUCUCGUUAGGUGAAAUAUAAGUUUUGAACUAUUUUUUUUUUUAUAUUGUCAAAGAUGAAACACCCUUUAUGAUUUUUAUUUUACUAUAAUUCAAUCUCAUGCUUAGAAAUAAUAAAUUAAAAGUCUUAAUUUUAAUUAUGCAUGGUAAAAAUCUUUUCAGUGUAAGUGUAUUUUGUCGUUGAUGCAAAGAAUGGUGAAGUAAACAUUGAGUGAAAACUGAUAUUCUUCUUUGUAGAAGAACUACUUUAUAUACAGUUUUCUAUUAAACUGGAACCGUAGCUAUAUUUUUAUAACAUAUACUAUAUACAAAUGUAAACCAUGUGUGUGUGUAUUGGUCAAGAGCUUGUUGUCUAUAUCAUUUUUGUUAUAGUUUGAAUAAUCUAAUUUAGAAAACAAUGUUCAUUCUUUAAUUAUUUAUUCCAAUAUUAAAAAUAAUUUUAAUCCCAUUUUGAUUUUAGGAUUUGCUCAUUCUUCCUGUUCCUAUUAGAACUUCAUAGGAUUUUUAAUUGCUACAUAUUAAUAAUGUUUAUUUAAAAUUUGAGACCAAACCAUUUAAUUAAGAGACCAAUAUUUAAUGACCAAAAUAUCAUUCUAAUUUAACAAGCGCUUUCACGAUAAAUCUUCAGGCUUUCUAUGCAGUUGGAAGUAUUUUAAAAACAGUCAGUCGGUUUUGAUGUGUACAAAAUAUCACAUGUAGCUAGUAAAGUUUGAACAAUGAAAAGCAAGUAUAGAUUACUUGAAAGAGUUGUUUGUAAAAUGUUUUGAUUGAAACAAAAUACGAUACAGUGAUAUCGAUGUUAACAGAAGGUUGGUUAUUGAAGUUUAUUUCAAAAAUGAUAUUUUUCUUUAAAUCAUCAUUGCAUUUUCUCAGAAAUGCAAUGAUGAUUUAAAUGUAUUUCAAUUGAUUCCAUAACUCUCUCUCUCUCUCUCUCUCUCUAUAUAUAUAUAUAUAUAUAUAUAAUUUUAAGCUGUUUAGUAGGAAAUGUAAUGGCUUUGCUUUAUUAACUUGCAUUGUAUCAAAUGAAAUGAUUAUUACUGAAAUUCAGGGAAAAAAAUGACAUUUGUCGACACCUGAUGCAUUUCAUAUUUAUCUGAAUAGAUAAAUAAGGUAUAAGAGAAAAAAUGCUUUAAUACCUGAAGCUUAAUACUUGAGGCGAAAUUAGAGUGAAAAAAAGAAAAUUUACUGCACAUGUUAUAUUUCUCAUGCAAAUAUGAUGAUAAAUGAAAUCUGCAUGAUGACGUGCAUUCUAUAUUUCAAAUAAUGGAAGUAGAGUGGAAUUUGUGAUUCACUUUAUUCAUUCUAAUUUCAUCUCUGUUUGAUACAUAUCUGUUGGUUGUUUGCUGUAACAUUUUUUUAUCAUAAAACUGAAAAAAAUAUUAUUCAUCAUUCCUCCUAAACAGCAAAAGAUUUAGCAUUAUAACUUAAAUCUCCUUCCUACAUGCUAAUUGCAUUUAAAUUACUAUCAGUCCUAUUUUAAUUUAAUGUGAUACAUUUAAUGUUUUGAUAAAUGCAUAUUCUGAUUUAGGCUUUUUAAAUAAUGAUUGAAUUAUAUAGAAAGAGAUUUCUUUUAUGUCCUCAUAACAAUUAAGAUGAAUUAAUGUUUGAAUGAUAAGAUUUGAAAGUAAAUAAGAGGCACUUGUUGACUUGCAAAGUUUGGUUGCAAUGAAAAGACUGAAGAAACUUUCCACACAGACUUUCCUUUGUGUCAAAGUGUAUGUUAUAAUGUUAUUUUGAGAAAUAUUCCAUCUGCUCAAUGUUAUGCAUUUUUUAAAUAAAUGUUUUGAUAUUGUUAUAAUUUUUUUGAAAAAAAAUGUACUGUAAAUAUUGUUAUGUGAGAAGUUUUGCUUUAUACAAUUCAGUGUGUCCUGUUUUAAUUUCAAACGAUUAACUUGUUCGAUUGAUCAUUUAUUUUAGAAACAGAAGGAAAUUUCUACUUUUCUUAUUGGGAAUUUCCUAGUGCAGUUAUAAAUUCUUUUCAAAUAUUAUAUGAAUGUUUUGUGCCCGCAAUUUUUAAAUAUUUCAUUGGGGAAAAAGAUUAUCAUUUUUAUUUUUUCAUUCAUUUUUUUUUAUGUAUUGUUUGUGAGGUAAAAUAAAAGUAUUACAUUUGAA
Molecule: messenger RNA, 4241 nt
Organism: Argiope bruennichi
Lineage: Eukaryota; Metazoa; Arthropoda; Arachnida; Araneae; Araneidae
Product: Y+L amino acid transporter 2-like
Exons: 11
Coding region: 128-1594 (488 amino acids)
Biological process (GO): amino acid transmembrane transport
Cellular component (GO): membrane
Molecular function (GO): L-amino acid transmembrane transporter activity
Source: RefSeq, a predicted model, not a curated record